GUGCCUAGCACAUGAAUGGAGCGUUGAUGUCAAAUACAUUACGGCAGCAUGUUGGUAAAAAUUAAAAAUUUAUUUUUCCAUGUUUUCAGAGCUUCAUGUCUUCCACGGAAUCUAAGGCUCUGUCACAAGAUGAACUCCGGAAAAGACUGUAUCAGACCUUUAAGAACCGAGGUGUUUUGGACGCCCUUAAGACACAGCUUCGAAACCAACUCAUACAUGAAUUAAUGAAUCCGGUUUUAAGUGGAGAAAUUCAGCCUCAAGUCAUUUCCAGUGAAUGUAGUUCAUUAAUAAUUGGUGCUUCUAACAGUCUGGUUGCAAAUCACCUGCGUAGAUGUGGCUAUGAAUAUUCCCUGUCUGUCUUCUAUCCAGAAAGUGGAUUAGAAAAGGAUAAGGAGCUUACAUUGCAAGAUCUACUGCAGCUCAUGAGGAUCAAUCCCAAGACUGACCUUUAUAAAACACUGAUUUCAGCUUCGAAAAAGGACAGUACUAAAGGCUUUCUUGUACAGAUUUUAACUGAGUUAAUAGAACACAGUCUCUGUAGGGAGAACUGUACCUCAGAAACCCAGACAAGUCCAACACCUAUCAAAGAAUCUCUUGCUGAGAAACUGCAACUGAUAGAUGAACAAUUUGCAGACAUCUACCCUCAUCGUCACAUAUCUGAGUCUUUUCAAGUAAAACUUGCUGAAUAUAGAAAAGAGAUAGAACAGCAGCUCCAAGCAGAAAUGUCUCAUAAGUUACAACACUUCAGAGAGGUUGAAAUAGCCAAAAUUAAAAUGGAUGAGAGAGCCCAGUCCCAAAAAGAAAUUUCAGAGCUUCGUAAAGAGUUUGAAAAAGCUCACCAAGCCAAAUCAGAAGCUCUGAACUCUCGAGAAAGAAAUGCUAUUGAGAGACUUCAGAAGCAACAAGAGAUUGAUGGAAAGGAAAUUUAUCUACAAAGACAAAGUCUGCUGAAAGAUAUUGAAACAGUAAGGGCCCGAGAGGUAGAAUUGAAGCAGAGAACAGAAGCGUUUGAACUAGCUCAAAGGCUUCAAGAAUCGAAAAAUAAAACUUUUGAAGAUAUGCUUCAUUGUCGGGAAGUAGCUGUGAAGAAUAUUGAGGAGGUUUAUGACCAGAAGCUAAAGAAUGAACUCCUAAAGUAUCAACUUGAACUAAAGGAAGAAUAUAUAGCUAGAACCAAGAAAAUUACUGAAGAUGAGAGAAAGCACAAAGAAAAAGCUAUGUUUUUGCACGAAGAGACCAUUUCUCUUAAUUCAAAAAAGCAAGAAUUUGAACAAGCUGCAUUGCGUGCAAAAGAGCUUGAGGUGGAAAUAGAUUCUAUCAAGGCUGAAGUGUUGUUAUUAAGCAAGCAGAAUCAGUUGUUGAUGGAAAAGCUAAAAGAAGUCUCAGAUUAUUCCACGCUAAAAGAGGAGAAAAUGGAAUUUCAUGUGCAGAAUAAGCUACUUAAACAACAGUUGGAGGAAGCGCACAAUGAAAACCUACAACUCAGAGACAAACUAAGUCGGCCAUCAUCUGAAUAUGUGAUCCUUCAAGCAGAAUUGAAAAGAGUGGAACAUGCUAGAAAGCUUGAACAUGAAGAGUCUGUAACUCAAAAGCAAUUAUUGGAAAAACAGUUACAAAAUGAGGUUGAUCAUUGUGUAGAAUUAAAGUCCCAGCUGUCAGAAUGUGAAAAUACUAUAAGGAAGUUGAAUGUACAAAUGGAAGACCUGAAAUUUCAACUGAAGCAAAUGCAGACAGCACUAGAGAAUGAAGUGUAUCGGAAUCCUAAACCCUCUUUGGUUGAUCGUUCUGUCAUUGACUUGAUUGGUGACAAGACUGUACCUCAUGAUGUUUAUAUAGACGGUGCUUUCUUGAAAACUCGUCCUAUGGCUAAUAUUGUUAGAAUGGAAAAUGCCUCAAAUCCCAGUCAUCAACAUUGUGUCCUGAGAUCCAGUGCUUCACCAGAUUCUGAUUUAGAAUUUGUAGCUAAUACGAAGGUUAGGAUAAAAGACUUGGAGAGAGAAGCUGAAUAUUUAGAAGAGGCCUACAGGAAUUACCAGCACAGAGUCAUUCAAAGCACAGUUGGCCCAGCAAAGCCCCCAUAUUCUUCACCUUUGCCAAGUAACUUUAUCACAGCAUCUCGCCAAAGACUUUGCCUUGCACAGGAUGACUUGGGCCCCCAGGAAUUUCCCCUUAGCUGUCAAAAAAGUAAAAGCUAUAACUGGACACCAAGAAAUGGGGAUUGCUUGAAAGAUCAUUUGACACCUCCCCACAAAAAAGCUGCUUCUUCCAGGCGUCUGUCUUCAACUCCUCUUUCCAAAACAAGGCGAAACGUUCGUAGCAAGUUAUUUUCUGAAGAUACAACUGGCGCAUCCCGUGCAGCUCCCCUUGCGAAUGUUGACCAGCCUCUCUCUCCCAUUCUGAGAACAGGCAACCGUUCAUCUCCUGAAUCUGCUUCUAAUAUAUCAGCUUCGUCUUCUCCAGUUCCCAGUGAACCAAAGUUAAGUCUUCAUCAAGAGCAAGAUGAAAAUCACGUUACUGACUCUGCAAAUCCUGAGAAGCUCUUGUAUGAACACCUUGAAAACCAUGGCUCUGACAGUAAGUAUCAAGAGGACAUUCCAGAACAGCUCGGAAGCGAUGUGUCACAUCCAUCUGGCGACAUUGUUAGGAGGAGCCAUGUCCUACCUUCUGUGCCAGCAGCAAGCAUUUCAGAGCAGGACAUAAGUAGAGUAGAGAUGACAACCGUAGAUGGUCAAAGGCAUCCUGAAGAAUUGGAGGACCAAAAAUGGGAAGAAGAAAGGAGAGAUCGAGAAGAAAGAAGGCAGAGAGAGAGACAGGAAGCUUUGGAAAGAGAGCAAGAAGAACUGGAAAAAUUGAAUGAAUGUCAGCAUCAAGAAUUAUUGGAGACUGAGGAAAAGCAAACUAAAGAAUUAACAAACUUGGAAACCAGUAUAACGAAGUCUGAAGAACAUGGUGAUGGUGAUAUGUCCAAUCCACUGGAAAAAUACAUGAAAAUAAUACAGCAUAAUCAAGAGCAACAGCUUGCAGACAAGAACUCCAAGAAAGAAGAAGUUGAAAUAUCAUCUGAGAGACUCCCAGCCAGCGACAGGGAGGACAGCUUUAGUGCUGCAGGCGUUCAUGAAGACCCAGACGAAGAUUUUUGGUGAACAUCAACUAGCAGUAGCUACUUGACCAGAAAAACGGACCCAUUAAAGAAAAGAUACAGAUUCUGCAUGGCACUGAAAUAUUUCCAUCUGCAAAGUAAUUAAUGAAGAAUAGUGCUUCUCCGUUUAAAUCUACUUCAGCGAUACUCUUCCAGAAUUGAUAUUACAGACUUUACAAAUGAUCAAAUGGCUUCAGAAAGCCAGUGAAAUUCAGAGGUUUAAUUUCUUUCUUUCUGGGCAAUAUAAUUGAAAAAAACUGAUUAUUUUACUUGAACAUUGACUACAUUUCCAAGAAAAAGUCAAAUACUUCCCUAUAGAAGAUCCAUGUUUCAUAUUUUCACAGUUCAUAUUUUUUACUUAGCAUUUUCAAAAGACCAAACAUACAGACAAGGGCUUUUUUAAAAUUUGUAUUUGUAAUGAUGACUAUUUACUAUUAAAGCACACAGUAUUUCAAUCUAAA
Messenger RNA from Elgaria multicarinata webbii, 3600 nucleotides. RefSeq names its product OFD1 centriole and centriolar satellite protein (gene OFD1). NCBI's taxonomy places the organism in Eukaryota, Metazoa, Chordata, Lepidosauria, Squamata, Anguidae. Bases 96 to 3143 code for a protein of 1015 amino acids. Gene Ontology annotation, molecular function: protein binding. The transcript is spliced from 22 exons. Gene Ontology annotation, biological process: epithelial cilium movement involved in determination of left/right asymmetry. Gene Ontology annotation, cellular component: ciliary basal body; centrosome. The record is from RefSeq and is a predicted model, not a curated record.